GGGGGAGGGAGCGGUUGCAGGAAAGGUGGGGGGUGGGAACCUCACACCCUCACACCUAGUCCCCAGUGCCAGGGCCGGCCCCCCCCCCACCUCUCUCCGCUGCUCUCCCUUCCCCCUUCCUCCCCCUCCUUUCUCCCUCCCUCCUCCUCCCCUCCGGCCUAGGCCCGGGUACUUAAAGCAGCGCGGGCGGGCUAAGGCGGGCGGGCGGCCCAGUCCGGUGGCAGCAGAUGCGCCCAGCGGUGGCAGCCGCCGGCGGCGCGCAGGUGACCGGCCUGCAGCGCAGCCUGGUCAGGGAGUGCCCUGGGAGAGUUGGCAGGAGCUGGAGGCCGAUCCGCCCCCAGCGUGCGCGCGUCUCGGCGCCAGGAGCCGUCCCGGGGCGUGUUGGCGAGUGCUGAUAUAGAUAUAAGGACAUUUCUCUCCAUGGCGUCACGUGACAUAAUUACCACCAGAAUCAAUCAAGAUGAAUUGCACGUCAGCGCCCGGUGGGGAUUUUUGCUUAGUUGAUCCUGGCCCAAGCCUCUUGUGCAAUCGAUGGCUCAGGUUGGAGGCGCGGGGAGCGGCCCGAGGCUUGCCGGCGUGCACGCCGCGCAGCCAUGAACGACUUUGACGAGUGCGGCCCGAGCGCAGCCAGCAUGUACCUGCCGGGCUGCGCCUACUACGUGGCCCCGUCGGACUUCGCCAGCAAGCCGUCGUUCCUUUCGCAGCCGUCCUCCUGCCAGAUGACUUUCCCUUACUCGUCCAACCUGGCGCCGCACGUCCAGCCCGUGCGGGAGGUAGCCUUUCGCGACUACGGCCUGGAGCGCGCCAAGUGGCCAUACCGAGGCGGCGGCGGUGGCGGCGCGGGGGGCGGCGGCGGGGGCGGCCCCGGCGGGGGUGGCGGUGGCUCCGGGGGAUACGCUCCCUACUACGCCGCGGCGGCGGCGGCAGCGGCGGCGGCAGCAGCGGCCGAGGAAGCGGCCAUGCAGCGGGAUCUGCUCCCGCCAGGCGGCCGCCGGCCAGACGUGCUUUUCAAGGCUCCCGAGCCGGUGUGUGGCGCUCCCGGGCCGCCGCACGGUCCCGCGACAGCCGCCUCCAACUUCUACAGCGCCGUGGGUCGCAACGGCAUCCUGCCCCAGGGCUUUGAUCAGUUCUACGAGGCAGCGCCAGGUCCCCCCUUCGCCGGCCCGCAGCCCCAGCCUGCGCCCGCGCCGCCGCAGCCCGAGGGCGCUGCUGACAAGGGCGACCCCAAGGCCGGAGCUGGUGGUGAUGGGGGCAGUCCCUGCGCCAAGGCGACUCCCGGUCCGGAGCCUAAGGGGGCCGCUGAAGGCGGCGGUGGCGAAGUCGAGGGCCCCCCAGGGGAGGCGGGGGCCGAGAAGAGCGGCGGCACAGUGGCCCCCCAGAGGUCCCGGAAAAAGCGCUGUCCCUACACCAAGUACCAGAUUCGCGAACUGGAACGCGAGUUUUUCUUUAAUGUAUACAUAAACAAAGAGAAAAGACUUCAACUCUCUCGGAUGCUCAACCUCACUGACCGGCAAGUCAAAAUCUGGUUCCAGAAUCGCAGGAUGAAAGAAAAGAAACUGAACAGAGACCGUUUGCAGUAUUUCACUGGAAACCCCUUAUUUUGAGA
Molecule: messenger RNA, 1606 nt
Organism: Alexandromys fortis (reed vole)
Lineage: Eukaryota; Metazoa; Chordata; Mammalia; Rodentia; Cricetidae
Gene: Hoxd11
Product: homeobox D11
Exons: 2
Coding region: 594-1604 (336 amino acids)
Biological process (GO): anatomical structure development; regulation of transcription by RNA polymerase II
Cellular component (GO): nucleus
Molecular function (GO): DNA-binding transcription factor activity, RNA polymerase II-specific; RNA polymerase II cis-regulatory region sequence-specific DNA binding
Source: RefSeq, a predicted model, not a curated record